Didymosphaeria variabile is the source of this 1362-nucleotide messenger RNA. RefSeq lists its product as uncharacterized. Gene Ontology annotation, cellular component: nucleotide-excision repair complex; Cul4A-RING E3 ubiquitin ligase complex. Gene Ontology annotation, molecular function: protein binding. The coding region runs from base 1 to 1362 and encodes 453 amino acids. NCBI's taxonomy places the organism in Eukaryota, Fungi, Ascomycota, Dothideomycetes, Pleosporales, Didymosphaeriaceae. Gene Ontology annotation, biological process: proteasome-mediated ubiquitin-dependent protein catabolic process; transcription-coupled nucleotide-excision repair; protein polyubiquitination. The transcript has a single exon. The record is from RefSeq and is a predicted model, not a curated record.
AUGACCACACAACAAAUCGCCAACCGCGCAUACGGUACCGUCCCAGCCAAUGUCGUCAAACGCGCGGUCGCUUCGCGUCUCGUCUACGCGUUGCAGCCGUCGUUGGUGAACUUCAGCGGACGACUACCGUCCCCCUACGAACCGAACGAACGCCACCCAGCGCACAUCGCGGGCGUCAACGCACUCACCAUCGACCGCUUCGACGGACGCUAUCUGCUUUCGGGCGGCGCAGAUUCGUCAAUCGCGCUAUGGGAUCUCGAGGCGCAGCCCAUGGUCGCGGAAGGGUACCCCACGUAUGCACCGCUCACGGCUGUAAGCAAGACGGCAGAAGAGCACAAGCUCGGCAUUACACAAAUCUCGUUCUACCCAUUCGAUAGCCUGGCGUUCCUCACUUCAUCGUACGACCACACAGUCAAGCUCUACUCGAGCGAAACCCUUGCGCCAUCCGCUUCCUUUGAUCUCGAUAGCGUCGUUUACAAUAUCGCGCUUUCGCCCAUUGCAUCGCACCUGCUGGUCGCAUGCGCAACCCAACACCCCACUGUGCGUCUCGUAGAUCUGCGCUCCGGUGCGAGUACACAUUCACUCGCCGGCCAUUCGGGUGCCAUUCUCAGCACAGCUUGGAGCCCUACCCGCGAACACAUACUUGCCAGUGGGGCGACCGACGGCAGCGUGCGCUUCUGGGACGUCCGUCGUAGCGUGAGCGAGCUCGGCUCCUUAGACAUGGAAGAUUCCAUUGGUGUACUUGGCAAGCCUUCUGCGUCGUUCAUGCGCAACUCUGUACAAGGCAAGGCGCACCGAGGCCCCGUUAAUGGCAUCGUUUGGACUGACGAUGGAUAUCAUCUGGUAACAUGUGGACACGAUCAACGUAUCCGCGUCUGGAAUACAGACACUGGCGCAAACACGCUUGCGAAUUUCGGACCCAUGGUCAAGAACUCAGAUCUUGCGCCGUGCAUACCUCUCCUCGCACCUACAGAAUAUUUACAACCAGAGAAGGACAUCCUAUUCUAUCCGAAUGAGCACGAGAUCAUGGGGUACGAGCUAUUCGACGGUAGACUCUUUCGCCGCCUGCGCCGCCCAGAGCAGCAAAGGCGCGUACAUGACGCCCGUAGUAAAGGACAGCGCAACGGCAAAGACAGAAUCACAGCGUUAGCAUGGCGUGCGCAUGACGUUGAGAUGUACUCUGCGCACGCGGAUGGCAGUAUCUCAGCGUGGAUACCUCGGACAGAGGAAGACGCUGAACUGGACGAAGAGGCGGAGGAAGAGCACGAGGCUAAAAACGAGAGUAGAAAGAGAAAGAGAGGAGUCCUGGACGAGAUCUACCAGGACUUGACAAAAAGGCCAAUCACAUUUGGAGGAUUAUGA